AUGAGUGACCAGAAAAUUGUCCUGAUAACCGGCUGUGCUAAAGGCGGGAUUGGGUACGAAUACUGCAAAGCGUUUGCAGAACAAAACUGCCUCGUGAUUGCUUCUGAUAUCGCUCAAAGGAUGGAUGACUUAUCUGAGCUACAAGAACAACAGAUAGAAACAUUAGAGCUUGAUGUUUUAUCAGAUAAAAGUGUUUCAUCGGCCGUAAAUGCUAUUAUCUCCAAGCAUGGUCGGAUAGAUGUUUUGAUCAAUAACGCUGGAAUCGGAAGCACGGGCCCACUAGCCGAGCUCCCGCUAGAUGAGAUAAAAAGGGCUUAUGAAAUCAACACUUUAGGACAACUUAGAAUGGUGCAACAAGUUGUGCCUUCCAUGGCUGCCCGAAACAGUGGGAUUAUAGUUAAUGUAGGCAGUGUUGUCGGAAAAGCUCCUACCCCUUGGGCAGGCUCGUAUUGUUCUACCAAAGCAGCGGUUCACGCAAUCACCCACACUCUUCGAUUGGAAUUAAAGCCAUUUGGUAUUAAUGUGGUUUUAGUGAUUCCAGGGGCUAUAAGAUCAAAUUUAGGGAGUCACAACACAGGGAGAUUGUCGAAUUACGAUUGGAAACUCUAUAAAGAUUUUAGCGAAGAUAUAGCCGAGCGCGCUAGAGCUUCACAAGUUGGUAAAUCCACAGAUGCAACAUUAUUCGCACGACAUAUAGCAAAGAAAGUUUUGAGCUUGAACCCACCUAAGCAAAUAGUGUUUGGUCAUAUGACCACUCUAUUCGCCUUUCUUUCCGUCUCCCCACUUUGGGUUAGAGAUCUUUUCUUCACAAAACGGUUCAAUCUAGUCAAGAAAGUGUGA
Messenger RNA from Cynara cardunculus var. scolymus (artichoke), 840 nucleotides. RefSeq names its product NADPH-dependent 1-acyldihydroxyacetone phosphate reductase-like. Bases 1 to 840 code for a protein of 279 amino acids. The transcript has a single exon. Gene Ontology annotation, cellular component: endoplasmic reticulum. NCBI's taxonomy places the organism in Eukaryota, Viridiplantae, Streptophyta, Magnoliopsida, Asterales, Asteraceae. Gene Ontology annotation, molecular function: oxidoreductase activity. The record is from RefSeq and is a predicted model, not a curated record.